Molecule: messenger RNA, 1609 nt
Organism: Seriola aureovittata
Lineage: Eukaryota; Metazoa; Chordata; Actinopteri; Carangiformes; Carangidae
Product: C2 calcium-dependent domain-containing protein 4C
Exons: 1
Coding region: 27-1289 (420 amino acids)
Source: RefSeq, a predicted model, not a curated record
UCGUGUUAAAUCAUCAGAAAAUAACUAUGUGGGUCCUUGGGAAGAUCAGGGAGAGCGUCGAGAGCAUUCCUCUAGAGCUGAGUCGUUAUAUGGGAAAGAGUGAGGAGGACGUCUUUCUCUCAUGUAAGACCAGCUUCUCUCACAAUCUGCCCAACAACAUCCUCACCCCAGACAAGAUCCCAGACUUCUGCCUCCCUCCACGGCUCUGCAAGAGAAGCCCUCUGCAGGAAACGGAGACAACGCUGUCUUACCUGCACAGUCAGAACCAGAUACCCAAGAGCAACACUUCUUCAAACACUACACAUGUAAAGAUGAAAGAUGUGAAGACUAAGGGUGGUGAUGCAUCAGUGGCUUGGAAAGCUACAAAGAAACCUUUUCCAUUCUCUGCAGAGGGGUAUGGGCUGGCUGGGAUAUAUGAGAGCCCCAACACUCGAAGGAAAGAGUCUUUGUUUCACUCAAAGUGUCCAGUUUACAUAUUUGACAGAAGCACUCCUACUGCACCACCCAGGCGGGCGAAGGAGACAAACCUGCCCAAGAAAACUUUAUCUGGGUUUUUCCCUCUGUUUUCAUGCAAGACCCUGUCAGAGACAGGAAGCAAAGAAAGUGAAACGCCUUCUUCCAGUGACUCAUCCCCCCUUAAUUCUCCUUAUAGUGGUAAAUCCUCCCUCUACAUCCCAUCAGGCAGUGCUCGUCUCAAAGGAGCGACAUCCUGUCCUUCGUUAAUUGACAGCAGGGAGGUCAGAGGGAGGUUGAAGAGGGGGGAUUUAAGUUUAACAACCUCUCCCAGUAGCCCUCCAAGCUUAGAGGUAAACUCACUCACCCUAGCCCCACCUGUCCUCUUCCCACUGGAUGUUCUGCAGUGUCAGGAGAGACUUCAGCGUGAGCAUGUCCUCCCUUUGCUGGGCCAUGGUAAAGUGCGCCUCUCUGCCGAGCGCACCACAUUCUCCACCAACACGUUCUCAUCCCUUUCCACAGUCAGAGUUCGUGUGGUGUCUGUGGAAGGCCUGCGGGAUGACCGACGAACGCCGAACUGUGCAGUGAAUCUCUGUCUGACACCAGGGAAGCUUCAGCAACAGGAGAGUGCCACAAUCAGGAACUGCCGCAGCCCUGUGUUUAAUGAAGAUUUCUUCUUCACAGAGCUGAGUCGGGUGGAUCUGCUGGACCUGCAGCUGAGGUUAAAAGUGGUGGAUAAACCUGCAGCUGGAACACUGAGGAGGGGGACAGUGAUUGGAGUGAUCACCAAACCACUGUCUCAGUUACUCCCCCUUAAUAAAUGGGUAGAAGACUAAACAUUUCCCUUACAGAAAAAUAUAAAAAUACCAAUUCUAUAACCUUUUUUGUGUAAUAUUUGUACUUAAUAGGAACACGGCACACAAAAUGUAUGAUAAAAACACUAUGUCUGAAGAUAAUUAAUACUAAGUGUACAAAAGAAAGGAGUUGAGGAGAGAGACAUGAGAAAUAUUGUAAAGGCUAUGUGCGCAUUUUGCAUGUACUACUCUGUAAAAUCUUCUGCUGUUGGUGCUCAUCAACAUUUGCUAUAACAAUGUGAAAAUGACAGCUGUUUUGUUUGUCUCCUGCACUCAAAAGGCCAAAAAGUGACCAAAGAAGU